AUGGCGGCUGCGGAGGCGUCGCGCAAGCUGGUCGUGCCUUGCCUGCGGAGAUACGAGGGGGAGGGCAGCGCGGCGGCGGCGGUGGACAAUACCGGCACGGGCGCCGCGCUCGUGGGCGGACUGUCCGCUGCUGCGAGAGCGGGCGGCGUCGGCGCCGGCGGCGCGAGCAGCGCAGGCGGCGACAUGGUGCACCUGGAGCCAAAGGAGGUGAAGCGGCUGCUGCGGCAGCUGGGCCAGCCGGUGCAGCUCUUUGGCGAGGAGGACGAGGCGCGGCUCGAGCGGUACCGCGCCGUCGCCGCAGCGACGGAGAAGGAGGACGACGCAGAGCUCAAGGCGGGGCAGAUGUUCAACGAGACGCAGCUCUACGACGA
Molecule: messenger RNA, 371 nt
Organism: Emiliania huxleyi CCMP1516
Lineage: Eukaryota; Haptophyta; Isochrysidales; Noelaerhabdaceae
Exons: 1
Source: RefSeq, a predicted model, not a curated record